Molecule: messenger RNA, 1692 nt
Organism: Pelagomonas calceolata
Lineage: Eukaryota; Pelagophyceae; Pelagomonadales; Pelagomonadaceae
Source: the annotation of a GenBank genome assembly
CCCUAGCAAGCAAGUGGAUGCUCAGGCUAGCUAUUCAUAAUAUACGGCCCUUAUCUAUCAAAAAAUUGACCCUAAUAUAUUAUAGGUUGAUACUGCGUCUGUCCCAGAUUGCGUCCGCGAUCGGCCGCGCGCAGAAGCUCGACGGCAGUAGAGCCGCAGCCGGGACCACUCCGGCGCCGCGAGAGGUGACGACGGCCUACAAAUCACAGCGCUCCGUGGACACUCCGCCCAAAUGUGCGACUUCUGGGUGAGCCAGGCGCGCCAUUACUGCAAUUACUGCAAGGUCUGGACGAGCGGCUCCAAGGAGUCCGUCCGGCGCCACGAGGAGGGCGCGCGGCACAAGGACCGCGUGGCCCAGAUCCUCAAGAAGAAGCGACAGGGCCCGCGCGUGCCGGCGGACGCGCGGAACCUCCAGAAGCAGCUCGCCGAUAUCGAAGCGGCGGCGGCGGCCUCGAUGGGCGCGUCGGCGCGCGGCGAGCGCGGCGCGUUCGCCGGCGCGCUAAACGCCGGUGGGCUAAACGUCUCCGCGCCGGCGGGCAGAGGCGGACGGCCGACGACGUGGCCGGGCAUGGGCGAGGCGGGCGGGCACCGAGCGCCGCCGCCGCGCGAGUGGACGGGCCCGACGUGGCAGAUGCCGCGAUCGGCGGACGACGCCGAGGCGAUGGAGGGCCACCGUCCCGCGGGCGACGACGACGCGGGCGAGUACACCGUGCGCGGCGCGCUCCCGGCGCAUUUUCGGGGCAUCGAAUCCGUCUCGCUCGCGCCUCGCAGAGUCGCUCUGUCGUGUCCGCUGCAGCCUCGUUGUAAUAGAGUGGUCGGACGCGCGUUCUCGCAGGCGUACUCUACUUCGCGGGCGAACGACACCCAGACAAGCUCCGGACGCGAGGGGUCUGUGAGGUUUGGCUGGAGUCCGCGGAUGCGUGGGUCCCCGCGACCAUCCUCAAAGUCAAGCGCCACGCCAAGGGCGCCGAGGGCGGCGAGGUGCGCACGUACGACGUUCGGCUCCUCCCGCGCGACGCGGCGCCGGCCGGGCCGCCACCCGCGCCCGGACCGCCGCUAGACGCCGCGCCCGAGCGCCGGGUCCCGUGGCACGCAGCGACCGCCGAAACUGCGGCGGCGCCGCCGCUGAGCCGGACGGCCGCGCACCUGGCGGCGGUCGCGCGCGACGCGACGCUGCGUGACCUCGCAGCCGCCGAUCUGCGUGUCGCCGCCGUCGAUGGCGCGUACGUGCCCCGCACGGUCGACUGUGACGAUGGCGCCGACGCGCCGCCCCCCGAGUCGGUUCGGCCGGCCGCUCCGAUUGCGCGGGACGAGGCCACGGGACUCGGAGUCUGGCAGACCGUGGCCGUGCGCCAAGUCGACGACGCUGCCGAGGCUUCCGCCGGGGCCCGCCGCCGGGAGAACGCGGAUGCGGCCCGCGACAAACGCGACCGUCAGCGACGCGAGGCCGCAGGCUCGAUCGACGACCGCGCGCGGCAGAUGUGCGAGCGCGCCGAGCGCGUCGAAGCCCUGUCCUCGCAGCUCGGCGUCCACGACCGCACCGACGAAUACCGCGGCAUCAAGCUCGCCGACGACGACGCGGCCGCCGCCGAGCGCGCGCCGCAGCCUGCCCGCGACCCGGGCGCGCCGCCGCCUGCCUUCAAGCGACGCAAGGUCCACGCUGCUUUCCGCAAGAAAAAGGCCGCAGUCUGA